AUGGUCGUUAUCACAUUGAUACUGAUUAUUCUUAUUAUAUUAAUGUAUAAUUAUUACGUGCAUUAUGGACGAAAUGGGCGCCUUAUCAAUCGUAUACCGGGACCACCAGGAUAUCCAAUUAUUGGUCAUAUAUUGUUACUGCAAGGUUCACUAGAAAAUCUCUGGGAACUUCUGAUUACAAUAACUGAUCAAUAUUAUCCGAUUUGUAAAAUUUGGGGAUUUUUUACGGCCUUUGUAUCUAUUCGUCAUCCGGAUGAUAUGGAGGCAAUAUUAAAUAACAUGAAACAUAUCAAUAAGAGUAUGAUUUAUGAUAUUUUACUUCCUUGGUUCAAUACGGGUCUUCUCACUAGUGGAGGCGCUAAGUGGCAAUUUCGACGAAAGAUAUUAACUCCAGCAUUUCAUUUUAAUAUAUUACAGCAUUUUGUUGAAAUUUUGAUCGAGGAGGGCGAAAAUAUGACAAAAUCUUUAAAGAAUUCAGGAGGCACUGUUGUAAGAGAUUUAAUACCGUUUAUUAGUGAACAUACGCUGAAUGCAGUAUGCGAAACUGCUAUGGGCACUUCUUUACAAAACCAAGGUGCGUUCCAACAACGAUAUCGAAAAGCGGUUUACCAAAUGGGCGAAAUUAUCAUGUACAGGUUAACGAGACAAUGGCUGCAAAAUAAUUGGAUCUUCUCGUUGAUACCAAAAGGUAGAAAACAAGCAAAGAUUUUGAAAAUACUACACGGAUUUACUGAACAAAUUAUUGCAGAAAGGAAACUUUAUCAUGAAUGUACAAAUGAUCAAUACUUAAAAAAUUUUAAUAGUAACACAAUGACAGAGACAAGUGAUGUAGAAACGAUUAAAAUUCGGAAAAAGCGGCUUGCAUUGUUGGAUCUUCUAAUAGCGGCGUCUCGAGAAGGUCUCUUAACUGAUUUAGAUAUCAGAGAAGAAGUGGACACUUUUAUGUUUGAGGGCCAUGAUACUACAGCAAAGGGUAUAUGUUUUGCUCUUUUAUUACUAGCUGAACAUAAGGAUAUUCAGAAUCGUGUCAGAGAUGAAAUCAAGACUGCUAUGGAAGAAAAUGGAAAGAAAUUUACUAUAAAUAUCUUGCAUAACUUGUCAUAUUUAGAUAGAUGUUUAAAAGAAACAUUGCGUUUGUAUCCCAGCGUCUAUUUCAUAUCACGAAUUACAGCGGAAGAUGUAAAAUUACAGUCGUAUAUAAUACCUGUUAAAACAAUUGUGCAUCUUAAUAUCUAUGGACUCCAUAGGGAUCCAAAUUUUUGGCCAAAUCCAGAGAUAUUUGAUCCAGACAGAUUUUUGUUUGAAAAAAUUCGAAAUCGUCAUCCUUACUCAUAUUUACCAUUCAGUGCUGGACCACGUAACUGCAUUGGCCAACGAUUUGCUAUGUUGGAGAUGAAGGCAAUAAUAGCCUCUCUGAUUCAUAAUUUCUACUUGGAGCCCAUUGAUUACUUAAAGGACCUGCGAAUGGAAGUUGAUUUAGUGUUACGCCCUGCUCAUCCGCUUCGUGUAAGAUUUGUUCCCAUCGUUAAAAUAACGCAGCUUUUCAAUAUAAAUGCACUCCGCUGUAAUCAACACAAGCAAGUCUAUCUGAAGAUAUUAGGCAGUGCAAAGGAGCAUCUUUCAAAAGGCUACAUAUAUAAUUCUUUAGUUCCUUGGUUAGGAACUGGAUUGCUUACUAGCGAAGAAACCGCUAUGGGUACAUCCUUACAAGAAAUGGAUGAAUGUCAAGAGCAAUAUCGUCAGGCAAUUCAUAAUAUAGGAAAUAUUUUAAUUUAUAGAAUAAUGAAACCAUGGUUAGCUUCCAAUUUGAUAUUUUCAUUGACACCAAUGGGUAAAAAAUUUUAUAAAAAUUUAAAAAUAUUACACGGUUUCACUGAAAAAAUUAUUGCGGAAAGAAAACAAUAUCAUGAAAGGACUGGUGGACGAUACUUGAAAAAUUUUGAUGAUACAGAAAUAGACGAUGAAGAAAUAAUAGGAAUUAAGAGAAAGCGACUCGCUAUGCUGGAUCUUUUGAUAGCGGCAGCUCGUGAUAACAAAAUAAAUGAUGUAGAUGUCAGAGAAGAAGUAGAUACUUUUGUAUUCGAAGGACAUGAUACCGUAGCAAUGGGUCUAACUUAUGCAAUAUUAGUGAUAGCUGAGCACAAAGAUGUUCAGGAACGUGCUAGAAGUGAAAUUAGUGCAAUCAUGGAAGAAAAUGGAGGAAAGCUUACCUUAUCAGCGUUAAGUAAUAUGCCAUAUUUAGAAAGAUGUUUGAAAGAAUCGUUAAGAUUAUAUCCUAGCGUUCCUUUCAUAUCACGAGUUUUAUCAGAAGAUGUAAAAACACAAACACAUUUGGUACCUUCUGGAACAGUUAUUCAUAUAAAUAUUUUCGAUAUUCAUAGAGAUCCAAAUUUCUGGUCAAAUCCAGAUGUAUUCGAUCCAGACAGAUUUUUGCCUGAGAAAAUUAAUAAACGUCAUCCUUAUUCUUACUUACCGUUUAGCGCAGGACCACGAAAUUGCAUAGGACAACGAUUUGCCAUGAUCGAAUUAAAAGUUAUGAUGGCGACGUUGAUAUAUAAUUUUUAUUUGGAACCCGUCGAUUAUUUAAAGGAUCUUCGAUUUAUGACGGAUAUAAUAAGCCGUGUUACACAGAAAAUCCGUGUACGAUUUGUCCCAAUUGAUCGUACACCUUCUGAUUCAUCUAAAGUCAUAUAA
This is a messenger RNA of Cyphomyrmex costatus, 2694 nucleotides long. NCBI's taxonomy places the organism in Eukaryota, Metazoa, Arthropoda, Insecta, Hymenoptera, Formicidae. The record is from RefSeq and is a predicted model, not a curated record.